This is a messenger RNA of Cryptosporidium muris RN66, 684 nucleotides long. RefSeq lists its product as uncharacterized. NCBI's taxonomy places the organism in Eukaryota, Apicomplexa, Conoidasida, Eucoccidiorida, Cryptosporidiidae. The record is from RefSeq and is a predicted model, not a curated record. The coding region runs from base 1 to 684 and encodes 227 amino acids. The transcript has a single exon. Gene Ontology annotation, biological process: maturation of SSU-rRNA from tricistronic rRNA transcript (SSU-rRNA, 5.8S rRNA, LSU-rRNA). Gene Ontology annotation, cellular component: nucleolus.
AUGACUGAAAAUUUAUCUAGUACUGAGGAUCUUGAAAUAAAUAAAAGAAAAUAUAGAAAAUUAAAUGAAAAGGGAUUAACUAAGGGUGGCUUAACAAUAUCUUUAAUAUUAUAUCAGGGAAUCCGAAGUAAAGAUAAACAACUUAUAGAAGAUGCAUUAACAUUAAAUAAUAAGGUAAUAAUAGAUGAAUCUAUUAAGGACUUAGAUAUUACAGAAUGUUGUGAUUUAUUUAAUGAGAUCAUUCAAAAGAUACAAAGCAAUCCAAUGAGAUUAUUGCAGAUAUCAAAUUGGUUUGUUUCAAUUCUAGAGAAAAUUGCAAAAUUAACAAAUAUAAAUAGUAAAUAUAAUGAAAAAAUCAUAGAAUAUAUGAGUAAACUUCAUGAAAUUAUAACUUCACGUUUAAGUUGUAAUAAUGAUUUAAUAAAUCUUCAAUCAAUAUUAGAUCUAUUUCUAAAUAUUACUGAAGAAAAUAAGAUUAUGAAUAAUCUAUGCGAAACAAUUUCAACAGAGGCCAAUUCAGCUUUAAUAACACAUCAAAUUGGUAAUAUAAUGGAUGAUUUAGUUUCUGAACAAAGCUUAGUAAAUUCUACAGAUGAGGAUAUAUCUGAUGAUGCUUAUAAUUUAUCAGAAAAUGAUAAUGUAAGUGAAAUAUCAUCUAAAAGUGAAGAUAGUAUAGAUGAAUAA